Molecule: messenger RNA, 2136 nt
Organism: Equus caballus (horse)
Lineage: Eukaryota; Metazoa; Chordata; Mammalia; Perissodactyla; Equidae
Gene: CYLC1
Product: cylicin 1
Cellular component (GO): nucleus; acrosomal matrix
Molecular function (GO): structural constituent of cytoskeleton
Source: RefSeq, a predicted model, not a curated record
ACCAGUUUGAACUUACACUGCUAAAGUCCUGGCAACAUACAGGCAGGGGAAAUGUCUCUUCUAAGAUUGUGUUUGGGGGAAUUGAUCAAUGAAGACAUCCAGACCUGGAAUUCUCUAUGUCGACAAGAAGUAAACAUGAGAACAUAUGAUAAUUUCAUACCAAUCAAUGAAUCAAGCAGGCAAUUAUGGAAUCAAGAAUACUUCACUUUGACAUUUCCCAAACCACCCCAGCCAGGUAGAAAAAAGAUAUCAAGACCUUCAAAAUUACAAGCCACAGUUCCUAGACAUGACAAAAGAAAAUUAGAGGAAGUUCAGAAGCCAGCUCAUAUAUGGAUAAGGCAUUCUUUAGGAAAGAUUUUCCAAAGACCAUCUAUUUACUCAACUUUCAGGAGACAGCCUCCAUUCAGCCAUCCUUAUACUCCUAAAACCCAUUCUGAAAAGGCAGAAUAUAAAAAGUACAAAGACGUCAAAAAAGGAAUAACUUUGAAGAAAGGUUCCAAGAAAAAUAUAGGCCCACAUGAAACAACUCUAGAAUCCAAGAAAACAGCAAAAGAGAAACAUAAAAGAGGAAAUAAAGUAGGUAAAACUCCAAUAAAAUCAUCACAUGAAAGUGAACUAUAUGAGAAGUCAAAAUCCAAAUCAGAAACAAACUCAGACUCCAAAGAUUCUGAGGCAGUCUCAAUGACAGAUCCAAAAAAAGAUAAGAGAGAUUCAAAGAAUUCCAAGGAGACUGACGUUGAAUCCGUACGUACAAAGAAGGAUUCUAAGAGCACAAAGAACAAUUCUGAUGCCAAAUCAGAGACUUGCUCAAAAGAUAGUUCAAAUGUAGAUUUAAUGAUGCACUUAGAGGAAUCUGGUGCUGAAUCCAUGGAAUUUGAUAUGUGGUUAAAGAAUUACUCACAGAAUAAUUCAAAGAAGCCUCCGAAGGACUCAAAGAAAGAUGCAAAGAAGAGCUCUGAUGCUGAAUCUGCAGAUUCAAAAGAUGCAAAGAAAGAUAAGAAAGGUGCAAAGAAAGACAAGAAGGAUGCAAAGAAGGACACAGAGUCUACUGAUGCAGAAUCUGCAGAAUCAAAGGAUGCAAAGAAAGAUUCAAAGACCAAGAAAGAUGCAAAGAAAGCUGACAAGAAAAAGGAUGACAAGAAGAAAGAUGCAGAGUCUACUGACGCGGAAUCUGUAGACUCAAAGGAUGCAAAGAAAGAUUCAAAGAAGGAUAAGAAAGAUUCAAAGAAAAAGGAUGAAAAGAAGGAUUCAGCGUCUACUGAUGCUGGAUCUGAGUCUGAAUCAGAGUCAAAGAAGGGUAAGAAAGAUGAAAAGAAGGAUAAGAAAGGUUUAAAGAAAGACGACAAGAAAAAAGAUGCAAAGAAGGAUACAGCAUCUACUGAUGCUGAUUCUGAGUCUGAAACGGAUCCAAAAAAGGAUAAAAAAGAUGAAAAGAAGGAUAAGAAAGAUUCAAAGAAAGCUUCAAAGAAAGAUGACAAAAAGAAGUCUGCAGUGAAGGCUGAAGAGUCUACCGAAACUGAAUCUGAUUGGGAGUCAAAUAAGGGUAAAACUGAUUCAAAGAAGGCUAAGAAAGAUUCAAAGACAGAUGCCAAACAGCAGGCUGAAAAGAAGGACAUAGUGUCUACUGAUGCUGAAUUUGAUGAGUCUUCCAAGAAAGACCCAAAGAAGCCCAAAACAUCCAAAAGUUCAGAUGCUGAAUCUGAAGAGUCACUAGGUAAACCCUGGGCUAAAAAGAGAGGAGCUGAUGAGUCAGAUGCCACAUCUACAGAUUCAAAGAAGGAAGCACCGAAACUAAAGAGAGGUUUAAGACUUUCAUCCAGAAAGACUACAUUCAAAGAAAAAGGAAAAAAACCAAGGGUGGGUGGAAUUCCUGUGUUAAGAGAAAGACCACCACUACCUCCUUGUGAGUCUUUCCUACCAUCACCUAAGGUCAAACGUCUCUGUCGGUGCAAGAUGCCACCUCCCCCUCCAAAACCAAGAUAUGCUCCUUUGCCUGAAGCAAAGUGGAUUCAUAAGCUGCUUUAAAGAACAACUGAGCGCUUGGUUUCACAGAAUGGCCUUACCACAGUAAACACUAACUACUCUCAAUGAGCAUUUCUACUUCUGUGGAACUGUAAUAAAUAAAAACAAGUCUUC